Molecule: messenger RNA, 309 nt
Organism: Salpingoeca rosetta
Lineage: Eukaryota; Choanoflagellata; Craspedida; Salpingoecidae
Exons: 1
Coding region: 1-309 (102 amino acids)
Source: RefSeq, a predicted model, not a curated record
AUGUGUAGCUUCCUCUCUGGCCUAGCCCGUCGUUCUUUGCGCACACAUUGCAUGUGCAUUAGAUUGAAAUGGCUGUUUUGUUGUCUGCGCUCACUUUUGUUGUCCUCUCUUGCUCGCUACUUCCCUGUGCCAAUGCUGUUUCCGUGCCUGUCCUCACUGCUCCUUGUAUUGUUGUUGGUGGUGCAGUUACAUUACAACUGCUCUGUUGUCUUCCACGUCCCAGUUUUGGCCCUUGUGGUCUCAAAACACAGUGACAAACACCAUUUCCGCAACGAGGGCAACUGCAUGUGUUUGUGCGUGCAUGUGUGA